AUGACCCGUCUAUCCUUCGCGGCUGUUGCCCUUGCUCAAUGCACCUCGGCUCUCCUGGACGGGUUUGUCGAUGUGCUUGUGAAUGUCGAGCAUCGGGUGCCAGCCGAUGCCUUCGCUGGCGUCCUGAACGCGGCCGGCGGGUCCCACGACGGUUUGGAGGCUUGUUACACGGCCAACGACAUUCUCGAAUCUUGCUACGAUGCCGGCUACAUGGAGCCCACGGCCCCGGUCGCUGCCGCGGAUCGGUGUUUGUGUUGUGAUGGCACCACGGCCAUCGCCAGCGUGUACUCUAGUUGCGCAUCCUACGCCCUGAAUGAAGUGCCUGCACUUACCGCGGACUAUUCUGUUCUUUCAAAUUUGUACAUCUAUUGCGCGGCCAUGGCGACCUGUACCAGUACAACACGUCAAGCGACCUCACGGGCUACCAACACCCGGGCUGCUGGCACUGUCACGCUACCCGCAGCAUGUUCGUCCUUCACCGAGAUCUAUAACUCGUGCUCGAUUAAGGUGGGAUUUGAGACAGCUGGAGUCACGGAUGCGGUGGAAUGUCUAUGGUGGGUACAUUGCUUCAUCCUGACAAUGACCAUGUUGUGA
This is a messenger RNA of Parathielavia appendiculata, 594 nucleotides long. RefSeq lists its product as uncharacterized. The record is from RefSeq and is a predicted model, not a curated record. The transcript has 3 exons. The coding region runs from base 1 to 594 and encodes 197 amino acids. Lineage: Eukaryota; Fungi; Ascomycota; Sordariomycetes; Sordariales; Chaetomiaceae.